This is a messenger RNA of Ustilago hordei, 2169 nucleotides long. RefSeq lists its product as uncharacterized. The transcript is spliced from 4 exons. Gene Ontology annotation, molecular function: nucleic acid binding. Gene Ontology annotation, biological process: DNA integration. The record is from RefSeq and is a predicted model, not a curated record. The coding region runs from base 1 to 2169 and encodes 722 amino acids. Lineage: Eukaryota; Fungi; Basidiomycota; Ustilaginomycetes; Ustilaginales; Ustilaginaceae.
AUGUCUUCUGCUGAGAAGAACUAUGAAAUCCAUGACAAGGAGCUCCUAGCUGUGGUCGCCUGCCUUACUCAGUGGCAACACAUGCUAGCUGGACUACCAAGUCAACUGGUCAUCCUCACUGACCAUGAAGCCCUCAAGUACUUCAAGUCACAGAGACGCAUAACAGGUCGACAGGCUCGAUGGGCAAUACUACUAGCAGACUUCGACUUCAUAUUGCAGUAUCAACCAGGAGACAAAGGUGGUGAACCCGAUGCCCUCACCAGAAGGACUGACAUGCAACCAGCUGGUGAAGAGCAGGAUCACAAUGUGAGGCAACUACUGCCUCCUCGAGUGUUCAAGGAGACAGCAGACCAUGACUCGACCCUAGUGGCCCCUAUGCUCUCGAUGGAGUCCAUAGCAUCAAAAGGUCUCAGAGACCUGGUCAAGAUCUUCCAGCCCUUAGACCAAGAGCUACAGGAGAUACAUAGGAAGAAGCCCUUCGAACUCAAGGACGACCUAUGGUACAGUGGAGGAAGGAAGAGAUGCUACCAUCAAGGCAGCUCAAUGACAUUACUGGUGGCCAAACAUGACAGCUUGGAUUGCAGACUAUGUAGCAAGUUGUCCUCAACACCAGACAGGCCCUGGGGCUCCAUAUCCCUCGACUUCAUCGAAGGACUACCACCAUCAAAGAAGUAUGACUCCAAGACCUAUGACUCUAUCUUAGUCAUUGUCGACAGGUUAACCAAGUUUGCCAUACUAGCUCCAACCCAUAAGACAGUCACGGCCAAACAGACUGCAGUAUUGCUAUAUGGACACAUGGUUAGACUCUUUGGAUAUCCAGAUCACAUGGUAUCGGACCGAGGCAGGCAGUUCAUAUCAGGAGCAUGGAAGGCAUUUGCAGAGCAAAUGGGUGUGAAGCACUCACUUAGCACGGCUUACCAUCCUCAAACUGAUGGUCAGACAGAGAGGGUCAAUCAGGUCAUAGAGCAAUACCUCAGGAUGUACUGCAACUAUGAGCAGGAUGACUGGGUCAACCUGCUGGACACUGCAGCCUUUGUGUACAACAACACAGUCCACAACAGCAUUGGUGUCUCACCAUUCUUUGCAUGCUAUGGAUGGAACCCCAAAGCUCAUCCUGACAUCCCUCAACGACUAGGAGUCAAUGAUCCAGGUUGCUUUGAGUACCUCAUGGAUGGAAAGGAGUGUUGCAAGUACCUCCAGGAGCAGAUCAGAGAGGCACAACGGAGAUCAGUAGACCAGUAUAACAGGAAGCACAAGGACAUCGAGUUUAAGGUGGGUGAUAUGGUCUAUAUCAACCAUCGAAACUGGAAGACACAGAGACCCACACCCAAGUUAGAUACCCGGUUUGCAGGACCCUACCCAGUUCAGGAACGGGUAGGACGCCGAGCUUAUCGAAUCACAUUGCCAGCAAACCUUAGGGUGCAUGAUGUGUUCCAUGUCUCCAUGCUCGAGCCAGCAAGAACAAGUUCUCUUCCUCAACGUGCUGAACAGCCCACCAUACCAUCACUUCCAGAUGAGGACCUCGACUUCGAAGUCGAAGCACUCAUCGACAAGCGUUCACACAAUGGGACUACAGAGUACAAGGUGUUGUGGAGAGGGUACACAGAGGAAGCUGCUUCAUGGGAACCAGUAGAGAACCUCAACUGUCCCGACCUCAUCCAGGAGUAUGAGGUGUCGGAGGGGGGACGAUGUCAUGGGCCUGGAUGCUCAAGAAGCAGGAGGGUCAUGGGUUCAUAUGGAAGGAGCACAGGUAUCGAAGAUCUAGUCGAGAUCAGUAGAGAGCGUAGUGCAGUCUCCAUGGAGACCAUGGACUCCUAUGGACUCACAUGCAAAGGAGGGCCAAGCACAGCCACGAGGAGGACCAAGCUCAAGGAGCAGGCACAGCCACGAAGAGGACCAAGCUCAAGGAGCAUGCAGAUGGUUACCACUCAGGGGCUCGAGAGACAAGAGCCAAAGGAACUGUCACUGAUCAAAGGAGGAGGAGCAGUGUCGAAGGAGUCGACACCAGGUCAUGAGGAGGAGGAGCAGUGUCGAAGGAGUCGACACCAGGUCAUGAGGAGGAGGAGCAGUGUCGAAGGGUUGACAUCAGGUCAUGAGGAGGAGGAGCAGUGUCGAAGGAGUCGACACAGCUCAAGAGGCACAGGGGUGCCAAGCAGGAGAGGCCCCUGA